UUUAGAGUUAUCUUUCUUGGAAUAACCUUCAUUUUUCUUGCGUUACUAAUAAAAAUACUAACAUUAACAAUCUCAAAAGUAGAUCUACGACUACGAUAAAAAUACGAAAAUGUGUUGAGUAAUAAGCAAAGCAUGAGUGUUGCAUGGAUUCAACAGGCCCAGCUCAGGCCUCAGGCAAGGCUUGACUGCAAAUGGAUAAAAGCAGAUAUACAAGCAAGUUUAACUAAAGAUGGUCUCAGUCGGCUCUGGAAUCAACUGGUCAAAGAUGGAGAGCUGGCUGCUGGUGAUAGCAAUAUACUCAAUAGUGCAGGGGCUUUGGCAAAGAAAGGUGAAACUGGUAAAUUCUACUGUGGCAUGAAGGUGCUGUCAUGCAGCUGCUGUGACGGUCACUGUGGGCCCAAGAAUGGAUGUAACUGCCCGCCAUGCCAACAGUUGGACAAGGAAGAGGAAGCUUUGGCUGCACAACAGAGGUCCCUUCCACCUCCUUCUCAGCCAUUAAUUGAUGCUUGGACAUGGGGACAACAGCCAGAUGUUCACAGGCUCCAGCAAUGUUUAAAUGGAAUCCUUCACGAGCACCAGCAGCUCAGCCUGCAGGCUUUCAGCAGUGCCCUCUCCAUGACACGCUUGCAGCAGCGGAUAGCAGUCUUGGAGAGAUAUUUCACAGCAUUAUGUAGGCAGAACCAGGCAGAGCGUAGAGCACCUUCUAAGAAACGUGAAGCCAACCAAAGCAAUCUUAACAAACAGAAAAGCUCAAUAGCCAAGCCUGUAGAGAAAGCCACCUAUGGGCUUGCUAGAGUGGGAUCCAGGGCAGCAUUAAGUUUUGCCUUUGCUUUUCUACGACGUGCUUGGAGAUCAGGGGAGGAUGCUGAUUUGUGUGGUGAGCUCUUACAGGAGUCUCUUGAUGCCCUACGGUCAUUACCUGAAGCUUCACUUUUUGAAGAAGGAUCAGUUUCCUCUGUUUGGCAAGAAGUUGUAGAGCGUGCUACCAAGUUUCUACACUUUAUAGUUGCAGGAGACUUAAAUGGUGGAACUGUCAGCGGACAUGGGGCCUCAUCCAAAAUUCCAGUCCAAGACCAGCAGGUUGCUCUUUGCCUCAUUCUGGAGCUGGCAGUACAAAGAGGUGCCCUAAGUAGUGUCUUGCAGGCAGUUCUACUUCUGCUAAACCUCUGGAACAACAGUCACCAUGACUAUGACAAUAGGGUCAGCAGCAGCUUGGUGUCAGCUCCACUCAUUCCACUUCUCAAGAGAUUUGAAGCUAUCCACAAUGCCAAGACCAAGGUCUCACACUUAGCUAGAUAUGAUGAGAACACUGUCAGUCCCACUGAAUGUUUCCUACAACAUCUGACUUACCCCCCUGAGGAGGAAACUGCCAUAGACCUCAGGCAAAGUGCUGUAGUCAUCAUGUCACAUCUAGAUAGACUUGCAGCUCCUUACUUACCAGUUAGCUCUACUCACAAGUCUCAUUGCCAUCAUAGUGUCACACAAGAAAUCAUUGGCCUAGGUCUGUUGUCUUGGUCCAGUAGCACCAGCUCCAACUCAUACCAUGUGCUGGAAGUCUUCAAUGACCUUGGUGGGGUUCAACAGAUUGUCUGUGCUGAGAAACAUUUGCUGGCUCUGACCAGGACAGGCCGAGUCUACACAAUGUAUUAUAGUUCAGACACACAGUCUCCUCAGCCAGUGACAGGAUUUGGUGAAAAGGAAAUCAUCAAACUUGCUGCUCAUGCAGAUGGGAAACAUUUCCUGGCACUGACCAGUGAUGGUGAUGUUUACUCUUGGGGAAAUGGUGAUGGUGGACGCUUGGGCCAUGGAGAUAAUAUCACAAGAGGAGAGCCUACUCUAAUCACAGCACUAUCUGGCAAGCACAUUGUCCAGAUUUGUGCUGGCAGUACGUACAGCGCUGCAAUAUCAUCCAGUGGGGAGCUCUACACCUGGGGGCGUGGCAACUAUGGUAGAUUAGGGCAUGGCUCGAGUGAAGACCAGUGCUAUCCCAACUUAGUGGCAGCUUUGAAAGGCCACAGAGUCAUAGAUGUGGCCUGCGGCAGUGGUGAUGCCCAGACACUUGCUGUCACAGAUACAGGUACAGUCUAUUCCUGGGGUGACGGGGACUAUGGAAAACUAGGUCGAGGAGGAAGUGAUGGCUGCAAAACACCUAAAGUGAUAGAGAAACUUAUGGGCCAGGAUGUUGUCAAAGUUUACUGUGGUGCUCAAUUCAGCCUGGCUCUCACAAAGUCUGGGACUAUUUUCUCAUGGGGAAAGGGGGAUAACUUUCGUCUGGGUCAUGGCUGUGAAGAGCAUAUGCGUCAUCCCAAGCAGAUGGAAAGCUUGAGUGGCAAGCGUGUCCGCAGCCUGGCCAUUGGCUCCAUGCACUGUGUGGCAGUUACUGAGGAAGGGGAGGUGUAUUGCUGGGGCCGUAAUGAGCAAGGUCAGCUUGGAGAUGAGAGCCAUGCUAAUGUCACUGAGCCAAUUCUUGUCCCAGGGCUAGACGGAAAGCAUAUAGUUGGAGCUGCUUGUGGACCAGCUCAGAGUUUCUUCUGGUCAUCUAGUGAUCACUGGACAGUUGGUUCCAGAAUACCCUUUAUUGUGGACCUCAACAAGAGCACUUUCGAGCAGCUGGAUGACCUGCUGAAAGAGGUCUGUGAUGGAAUGGAUGGCCGUAGUGACUGGCCGCCUCCCCAGGACAGAGAGUGUAUUGCUGUAGCUGGUCUGAAUCUUCUGAAUCUUCAACUUCAUGCAGCCAUAUGUCAAACAGAAGACAUAGAACACUUGGGUUUGAAACAGGGGACAGCACUGGUGGAGAGCUUGAAGCAAAGAGUUGUUGUCCUGGCCAGCAACAAUGGAGUUAUCAGCACAGUGCAAAAAGCAGCCCAGACUGCCUUACAAAGUGGUUGGUCCAUUCUCCUUCCCACACCCGAGGAAAGGGCCAGAGCACUCUCAUCACUACUUGCAUCUGGUGGUCGUGACAUGACUGUAAUGUCUACUGGCCAAAGGUUCAUGACGGAUCUGCUGGUCAGCUCCCUCAUGUCUGAUGGCGGCCUUGAGACUGCACUGAACUUGGCAAUCAAAGCAGAAGUGAAAGGAAUGGAUGAUGCUAAGGAAAAAGAAAGUGAUCAGAAAUCUAAAGAUGAUGUUGAUCAAGAUAAAAUUGGGGAGUCAGCUAGUGACAUCAAGAGUGAGGUCCCUCUGUUGGAUGUCAGGCUGGGGGAUAGUACAGAUGAUAAGGAGCCUACUAUUCCACUGCUUCAACUUAUACAUCAGUUGUUCAGGAACUCAUCCACACAUACACUGACCAAACUUCAGGAGGAGGCUAAGUGUGGUGGCAUCAAAAGCCCAGAAACAGAAUCUCCAGAAAACUCUCCAUCCCUAGACCUUCUCUUGCAGUUCCAGAGACUCCUGAUUGCCAGGAUUUUUCACUGCAAACAAGCUGAAGUCCAUUCCCCGACUUUGUUGGUAGGAGACAGCAAACAGAUGAGCGGAGGAAAGGAAGGGAUUACUGGUGAAAUUGGUUAUGAAAUGUUGGGAUCUGCUUCUCUACUAAGGAAGUACUGCAGUCUGCUAGUGGGCCAUGUAGGCAACAUUUUGCCAACUGCCACCAGUGUGGGUGAGAUGAGUGCCAGAAGCUUUGCCAAUGUGACAGCCAUCAUUAACAGAGAUGUUACAGGCGUUCUACUUCCUGAGAUUGUUACAUGCCUGGUACUGCUGCAGGUCAGGUGUCCACAGGUCAUGCAGGUAUCCCGGGCCAGUCAGAUUCUUUCACAGCUUCUGGAUGACCUGGAUUACUUUAACCAUUUGGCACCUGGUACUGACAAAGAAGACACUGAAGAUUUGGCCUGGCCAGGAGUCUGGAGUUAUUGCUUAGAGAAGUACAGCAGUCAGGCAACUGAAGAUAUCCAGAUGAUUCGUAAGGCAGACCUAGAAAAUCACAAUAAAGAUGGUGGACAUUGGAUAGUAAUCCAUGGCAAAGUGUAUAAUGUCCAGUCUUUUAAGUCCCAGGCUCCUUGUGGCACAGAAACAUUACAAGACUGGACAGGUAGAGAUGCUUCUCUUGCUUUUGAAGCUGCACACCAUUCAGAUGAAGCUAGAGAGAUGAUGAGUUGCUAUUAUGUGGGACAGUAUAUUGAUCCUGAAAAAGAUAUUGUUCAAAGUCCUGGGAGUGGCUCCAUGUCAUCACCACUCAUUGACACAGAGAGAACUCUGGCUGUUUUGUUGGGAUUAAAUGCUGCUGAGCAGGUAAGAAGUACACCUUUGUCCCAGGAUGAGCUAGAGAGUAAACAGUGGCUCCAGGCGGAAUUCUUUAGUGGAGGUUUACAGUUAUUGAACCAAGGUGUCUUUGAUGAGGAGAAAGGGGAGAGCAGGAGUGCCAGCAGCUGUAAUACUCCUGGUGUUACACCAACAACAGAACACUGUAAUGUACCUCAGCAUGCUGUGGAUAAAGAAAGGCGUUUCCAAGCUGAACAAGCUUACACUGACACUGCUAGACCUUUCCUGCAUGCCUUAGCUGAAUCUAGAAUUCAAGAUCCCACUGUCAAGAUGUUCUUGACUCUAGUUGACAAGUAUUGCCGGACACACCACUUGUUGUUUCCAUUUGAUUUCCCAUCAGACCAUCCUGUUGAGGAAGUUGGAAGACUGUUAAUGGCUGUCCUCCUGAAGCACUGUGAUCUUAGUUAUGUUGUCCUGAGCUUGGUGGAACAUGGGCAGGGGGAGCAUGGAGUAAAGCAGACACUGCCUAAAUCCAUUGCUGAGCUGUGCAGAGUGGUUUGCCAGACCAAGAGAUCUCUCAUCAAAGCCCAUCAAGACCAAGGUAGAUCUUAUAAAGAAGUCUGUGCACCUGUAAUUGAGCGCUGUCUCUUUCUCUUCACUGAGCUACGCCCAGCAGCUGGAGAUGAAAUGAACAUGAUUACCCGAUCCAAGCUGCUCGAGUCUGUCCCCAGGUGGAGAGAAGUAACUUUUAGGAUGGUGGAAGACAAGAAAAGAUUAAAAAACAAGUCAGUUUCUCAAGACAAUGAUGAGGAUGAUGACAAGGACACAGAAGAUGCAGAUUCCUUGCUGAAUGAGGCUGUUGGUGGAGAUGGUGAGGCCAAGAACAGUGCUGAGAAGGAAGUUCUGUCUGAAGGGAAGGAGCUGAAAGAAAAUGACGAAGGGGAUGAAAAUAAUGAGAAAGAAAGCUGCACCUUGACACAUCUCUUGGACACCCAGGGAGCUGGAGAAAUACUGGCUUUGGAGGACAUUCAGAUUUUAGAGAAAGACCAAGACAGGAACAUACACAAAGAAGAUUUAGAAAAUGAAAGGAAGUUGGAAGCAAUGGAGAAAAAAACAGGCUCUGUUGCUGAGAAACAAAAUGAUCUUUGGGAGCAAGUGGUAAAAGUUGUGACUAACUCACAGAAAAUGAGGUGGCUGCGUCAGAGACUGACUGGCAGUAAGGCGGAGAUGAGCCUGGUGAAUAGAAUAGUGGACUUUGUCCUGUAUGAGCACUCAGUGGAUAUUGAUAAACUCAGACGAUCACUGCAUCACCAGGUAUCCAGAGCAGAAGUUAGACUACAAGGUAUUCAGAACAUACUCACCUUAGUGCAUAAAGACCAUCUGAUACCAUCAGUCAAAUACAGUAUACUAUGUGGAUGGCAGGGACUUAUUACAGUUGGCUCCAAGUACCAUUCCCCAUUACCUCAUUGUUUGACCGACAUCAAGCUCAUACCCCCUUGUGACCGGAUACUGUUGGAAAUGACCUUUGCUGAGCUGUACAGAUGGGCCAUCCAGGAACUCAGACAAUGUGUCUUGCAGGCAGACCUGAUGUUUAAACUAAGGAACAUUAACCCAGCUCUACCAAUUGGGGCGGGAUCCAAGGAACGUCUAAGUCUAGGAGCACUACCCUGUUCUAGGUUUAUACUGGCUUUGCUCAGUCUCUUGGUUACAGAACAUUACUCUAACAGUCUCAGUCUGCUGUUGAACUCCGGAGUUCUUGCCCUUACUCAGAGCAUAUUGAGGCUAUCUGGUCCAGAUCCUCACAUUCCAGUCACAGACAACUGUAAUGCUAUAUUCACCAUACCUGAAGAACAAUUCAACAAAAAGACAAAUCAGUCUAUGCCCAUGGCUGGCCCUGAACUGGCUGCUAUGAUGAAAGUUGGCACAAGGGUCAUGAGAGGAGUGGACUGGAAGUGGGGAGAUCAGGAUGGACCACCUCCUAGCCUAGGUCAUGUGAUUGGUGAACUGGGUGAAGACGGCUGGAUUCGUGUCCAGUGGGACACUGGCAGCACCAACAGUUACAGGAUGGGGAAAGAGGGGAAGUAUGACCUGAAGUUGGCCCAGAUGCCUGAGGUGAUGGACAAUGAAGAAGAGGAGGAGGAAGAGGAAACACAGAGUGAAAAGAGUCACCCAGAGAGCAAACAUCCAACAAGCCUGAUCAGAAAGUCUACCACUGGUUUUCUUAAAACACUAGCCUUGUGUGCUGGCAUUCAUGCUGAACAUGCCCAGCCUGAAGCCAUAGCUUCCCUGUGUGGACUCAUGCUCAGCAUUGUGGAUGCAGGCUGUAACUAUGGACCAAACACCAAUUCUCCAAUUGCCCAUAUAGCUAGUCAACAGCAUUUCAAAUGGUGCACUCUAGGAUUCGUCCGCAGCAUUGCAACUAGUCCAGUCAUGUGUCAAGCUCUCAGCUCACCCAGGUGGAUUUCUAUCCUGUUGAGGAUUCUAGAGGAAGAUCACAGUUCAAAGUACUCUAAAAACAUCUACAGACAGAUUUUGAUACUAAAGUUGCUAAGAACAGUGCUACCUUCCUGGGACCAUUUUAUGGAUGGAUCUCGAGUGGUGGAGUUAAUUAACAGACUGUUCUCACUAUUGGGCAAUGUCCUUAUGGGCUGUGCUACUGAUAUGACUUUGACCUCAAGUGGUGAUACUGAUGACAAAAAGCAUAGCACACCAGUCUCAAUGACUGCUACCUACACCAGCACAGUGGCUGAGGAGAUAGUGGCUCUGAUUCGCAGGCUGCACACCUUGCCCUUGUGGUGCUCUGCUGUGAACAAAUUUAUAUCUGACCAGCUACCCAAUAUUGUGGCCCUCUUAUCUGAGAGGAGAACUCAUCAUAUUGAGGCUGAAGAUGAAAAUAGCAGAACUGCCCUGAUGGUUGCUGCUCUUGCUGUGAUUGGGGGAGUGGAUUCCAGAUUAAGGCUGGGAAGUUGUGUCAGGCAUGAAGAGUAUGGCCUGGGCACCAUCUCAAAAAUCACAAGUAAAGGGAAACUCCUUGUACAGUUCAAUUCUGGCAAGUCAUCUAUAUGUCGACUCAGUGAACUAACAGGGAUUCCACUAGUAGAUUUUCAUGUGGAAAGAAUGCCAAUGAAUGAGGAGACACUAUCCAACUGGUCAAUACUUUGUAGCCUGGCCUGUGCUGCAGUCAGAACAGACAGAGACAAGGAUUCAUCCCCAAGGGCCCCUCUGGCCACCAGUACUGGUAGCAUUGAUUCUCUAGGUAAUCACCUGACAUUCAAAGAGCUCCGUAAGCAGUACAUCCGCUUGUGCCUUCUUCGAGCCAUGGCCAAAAUGUUUAGCCAUCAGGAUGUACUGAGACAGAUCCUCUCGCAAACAAUCCCAGUGGACAUUGGCUUCAUGGACAUCUCUCCUCCUGCAGAGGAGGAGGGCGCAGGGGAUGGUCCUGUCAGGAUCACUCUUUUACAGCAGCUGUUGAUGACAGCCACACAGCCCUCACCUCUCAAAGCUGUCUUUUCUGUGGAGGAGAUGGAGGCAGCAUCUCUGGCAGCCUGUCAGCAUUUGAUUGCAGAACUAGGGCAACACCCUUCAGACUUGGAGGCAGAGGACAGUAGUGAUGAGGAGGACAUUGACUGUGGCAGCAUGGCUUCUGUUGGGGGCACUCUGGGGGUUGGUGUUGGAGGAGCCUUGAUUGGGGCCUCCUACAACCCUCCACCACCAUCAUCCAUUGUUGCUAGAUUGCAAAAGAAAAGGCUGAAGCCAUCACAACCACUUCCUACCCCCAUUGUUGUACAGCUGGUGGAGAUGGGGUUUUCAAGGAAAAAAGUGGAACUUGCUGUGAAGACAUUAGCUGGAGGUUUGAUACCUGAGCCACCAACCAUUGAGGCCUUGGUCAGCUGGCUGCUGGAACAUCCAGGAUCUGGGAAUGAGGACUCUGAUACUGAUGUUGCCUCAUCAGAAGAUGGCUACACUGAUAGUGACUCUGUAUCUGAAGGCUCUGAUGAUUAUGAAGCUUUUGAUGUGAGUCAUAUUAAAGAAUUUCAAACUCCUGCUCCUGAAUCUGUUGGGAUUCCUUGUGGUGUGGAGUUUAAGAAAAGGAGUGCUUUCCUCAAUACAGAUGAUUAUGCCAUCUAUGUCAGACAGAAAAUUCAAAUUGGUAUGAUGGUCCGUUGUUGUAGGACUUAUGAAGAAGUGCAUCAAGGAGACAUUGGCAAAGUGACAAAAUUGGAUCAAGAUGGGCUUCAUGAGCUCAACAUUCAAGCCUACUGGCAGAGAAAGGGAGGCACUUACUGGGUCAGAUACAUCCAUGUGGAGAUCUUAGGCUUCAUCAACACUACUAUUGAUAAUGGCCAAGCUAUAAAGGUGGGAGACAAAGUCAGGGUUAAAGCAUCUGUCACAAAACCAACCUACAAGUGGGGCUCUGUGACACACUCAAGUGUUGGAACUGUCACAGCUAUCAUUCCCAAUGGACGAGACAUCACAGUAGACUUUCCACAACAGUUACAUUGGACAGGUGUUAUCUCUGAGAUGGAACUUGUUCCCAGUGUUCAUCCACAAAUCUCAUGUUCCAACUGUUUCAUGAACCCCUUGAGUGGACCCAGAUACCACUGUCAGUCAUGUGAAAGCUUUGACCUCUGUGAUAACUGUUUCAAAAUCUGUCGUACACACAAACAUCCUUUUAACAGAAUACAGGAACCAGGAAGUGAUCCUUGUUUUGCUGGGAAGCCGGGACGCCACAACCGAGUGACUCCUUCCCAGCCUCCAAAAGGAUCCACAAUCAAUAACUGGCAUGCAUGUGUGAAGAGUGUGACAGUUUCCUCACGAGAAGACCAGGCUCACAGCUUGUAUGAUGGUCAAGGACAUUACUGGCAGAGUCAUGGCACUCAGGGAAAGCAUUGGAUACGCUUGGAGAUAGAACCAGAGAUGGUCAUUAGCAGAUUGAUGAUGAAAAUUGACCCAGCAGAUUCCAGUUAUGUGCCAUCUCUGAUUGUAGUCAGUGGUGGUGACUCAGUUGUCAGUUUGAAGGAGCUGAAAACAGUACACAUUGCUACAGAUGAGUCCCUGGUAACACUUCUUUCUGACAUGACUGAGCAUUAUCGUGUCAUUGAGAUUGGCAUCAGGCAGUGUCGCAGCAGUGGCAUUGACUGCAAGAUUCAUGGCUUGUCCAUCUCUGCCCGGCACAAGACUGAUGAUGAUGACAUUCCAACCACAUUUUCCAUCCUGGCACAAGAUAAGGAUGAAGAAGAUGAGGAGCAACAGAAAACAGGGACAGGGAGCUCUACAGCAUCAAGGAACAAAAAAGGGAAAUCCUCAUCCAAAGAUAUACAGACCUACGUUUUUGUGUGGGGUCUGAAUGACAAAGAUCAGCUUGGUGGGCCUAAAGGAUCUAAAAUUAAGAUGCCAAUGCUGAAUGAUGCGCUAUCUGCACUGAAUUGUAUACAGAUAGCUGGUGGAUCUAAAAGUUUAUUCUGUGUUACUCAAGAUGGCAAAGUGUAUGCCUGUGGAGAAGGCACCAAUGGCAGGCUUGGUUUGGGAACAGUGACUGGGAAUGUGUCAGUCCCACGUCAGCUGACCUCUCUGGGGCCAUAUGUUAUUAAGAAAGUGGCGGUUCAUUCAGGUGGCCGUCAUGCCCUAGCACUCAGCAUAGAUGGCAAAGUUUUUGCUUGGGGAGAAGGUGAUGAUGGUAAACUUGGCCUGUCCAGUAGAAUGAACUGUGAUACACCCAGAUUGAUUGAAGCUCUCAAAUCCAAGAGAGUUAGAGACAUUGCCUGCGGCAGCUCCCACAGUGCUGCCAUUAUCUCCAACGGUGACCUGUACACAUGGGGACUUGGUGACUAUGGCCGUUUGGGACAUGGGGAUAACACAACACAGCUGAAACCAAAGCAGGUAAUGGCACUUGCUGGCCAAAGGGUGGUCCAGGUGGCCUGUGGAAGUCGAGAUGCCCAGACAUUAGCCCUGACAGAUGAUGGUGUGGUUUACUCUUGGGGUGAUGGAGACUUUGGUAAACUGGGCCGUGGAGGAAGUGAGGGCUGCAACAUACCUCAUCCAGUUGAAAGGCUGACUGGACAAGGUGUGAUUCAGAUAGAGUGUGGUGCCCAGUUCUCACUGGCUUUGACUAAACUUGGUCAGGUUUGGACAUGGGGUAAAGGGGAUUAUUUCCGCCUUGGCCAUGGCACUGAUGCUCAUGUUCGUAAGCCACAGCUAGUUGAGGGACUGAAGGGUAAGAAGAUUGUCCAUGUUUCUGUUGGGGCACUUCACUGUCUGGCUGUCACAGACACUGGCCAGGUCUGGGCUUGGGGUGACAAUGACCAUGGUCAGCAGGGUAAUGGAACUACCAUAGUGAACAGAAAGGCUGCCUUAGUCCUGGGUACUGAGGGCUACAAGAUAUCAAGAGUGGCCUGUGGAUCUUCGCACAGUAUAGCCUGGGCUGUCACUGGGUACUCCAUUCCUACCUCUCAUGAGCCAGUACUCUUUUCUGCAUCUAAAGAUCCACUAGGAGCCACUGUUUUGGGCUUACAAGAUGAGAAAGAAGAACAAUUCAACAUUCCCCUGAAAGAUGCAAACAACAGAGACAAAACUAACAGACCAUCAUUAUCUAAAAUCAUCUUGUACAUGGACUCUACCUUAGAAAAGCAGAGGGCACUCAACCAUGUCCUCAAUGAUCUGCAAAUCAAAUAUGCCAGGGAGGCUAUUGUUAAGGCUCUUAGUAAAGAGACCAUCCCAGUGAAUGGGCCAGGUGGAGACAGCAGUCAGAAUUUGAUCCAGUCUGUGUCCUACUCACAGAGCUCACUCCCAGAUGGUGGCAUUAUCAGUCACACCACAGCAGCAGAACAAGGAGCAGGGGACAUGGUGGUGUCUACUAUCAUGGAGUCAAUAGAAGGGAAUGAACAGAAUGACUUACCAUUCCCAAGCAUGCAGAGUUUGGCUGCCAAAGUGUCCCCAGGAACCUCCCUCUUGGUAGAGACCUGUCAGUCAGCUGAGGAGGUCACCAAGGUUGUGGGGGUGGGUCAGAGCUGUGACUACCCACCGGGGCUGGAUGAGUUCACUCAUAAGCUAACUGUGGAAGAUGCCAGAAUAUUGGUGGACCUUCUGAAGCUGUCAGUAGCUAGAAGGAUGAAUGGAGCCAAGAAAACAUUGUCUGUUGUUCUCACUGCUCUGGGGAAGGCUUCUUCUCAGGUGACAGAAAUGCUGCUGGAGUUGUGUGUCACUGAGUUAGAAGAUGUGGCCACUGAUAGUGAGACUGGUCGCUCAUCUGCCAAGCCUGUGGUUCAGGAGAGUGCUCACCCAUACACAGAUGAUUCCAGUCACACAGGAGUUGUGAAAAUUCCAGGUGCUGAAGCUUUAAGAGUUGAAUUUGAUAGACAUUGUUCAACUGAAAGAAGACAUGACCCUUUAACCAUUAUGGAUGCCACAGGGAGAACAGUUGCUGUCAGAUCAGGAAGAGAAUGGUCUGACUGGUUCCAAGAGUUAAGGAUCCCAGGAGAUGAGCUAAAGUGGAAGUUCACCAGUGAUGGUUCCGUCAAUGGAUGGGGAUGGUAUUUCACAGUAUAUCCCAUCAUGCCUGCAGCCGCUCCACUUGACACACUCUCUGAUCGCACCAUAUUGUCUCGGCCCUCUAUCGACUUGGUGACCUGCCUUCUGGACUUUAAACUUGAGGUUUCAUUAGAUAGAAACAUCAUCCCAAGAUUGGCAGCUGCCUUGGCAGCGUGUGCCCAGCUCAGCUCUUUAGGAGCCAACCAACGGAUGUGGGCUUUGCAUAAGCUUCGUAAACUAAUGGCUGCAAACUUUGGAAGUCUGAUCAACAUCAAUGCUUUACUCUCUAGCCCUACCACUGACAGUCCUGAAGAAGUUCCACGUCCAUAUCCUCUGUCCAUGAGCAGCUCUGCUCUAGCCUCACUAGUCAAAGGUCUACCAGAAGCAUUACAGAGACAAUAUGAGUAUGAGGAUUCCAUUGUGCGUAGUGGCAAACAUCUCAUGCACAGUCCAUUCUUCAAAGUGUUGGUAGCUCUAGCCUGUGAUCUAGGACUGGACACAAUGCAGUGCUGCUCUGAAGCCCACAAGUGGUCCUGGUUCCGGCGCUACUGCAAUGCAGCCAGGGUGGCCUCUGCCAUGGUGAAGAGGACAGCCCUCCCAAGUCAGUUCACUGAGGAGGUGAUGAAGAAGAUUCAGGACAUAGCCAAUGACAGCUCCAGCACAAGUCACCAGCAUGAAGUGCAUGAAGUUUUUGGGCAGGAUCAGGAUGAGCAACUUCUGCAGUGGAUGAACAGGAAGCCAGAUGACUGGACCUUGUCUUGGGGUGGCAGUGGUCAGAUUUGGGUCUGGGGUCAUAAUCAUAGAGGUCAGUUAGGUGGUGUGGAAGGAGCCAAGGUUAAGCUUCCUUUAAGUUGUGAUGCCCUGGCCUCCCUGAGACCUGUGCAGCUGAUAGGAGGAGAACAAACUUUAUUUGCUGUCACUGCUGAUGGAAAGGUCUAUGGUACUGGUUAUGGUGCAGGUGGGCGGUUGGGAGUUGGUGGCACAGACUCUGUGGCCACACCAACCCUUCUGGAAUCUAUUCAGCAUGUGUUUAUCAAAAAGUUGGCAGUCAAUUCUGGAGGAAAGCACUGUCUGGCAUUGUCUGCUGAAGGUGAAGUCUAUUCCUGGGGUGAGGGUGAAGAUGGCAAGCUGGGUCAUGGAAAUAGAAGUCCAUGUGAUAGGCCAAGAGUUAUUGAAUCUUUAAGAGGAAAAGAGGUUGCAGACAUUGCCGCUGGGGGAGCACACUCAGCCUGUAUUACAAGUAGCGGAGAAUUGUACACUUGGGGUAAAGGCCGCUAUGGCCGGUUAGGUCAUGGAGACUCCGAAGAUCAGUCAAGGCCAAAGCUGCUUGAAGCAUUGAAAGACUACAGGGUGACUGAUGUGGCUUGUGGCAGUGGUGAUGCCCAGACAUUGUGUAUCACUGAUGAUGACAGUGUAUGGUCUUGGGGAGAUGGAGAUUAUGGCAAGCUGGGUCGUGGUGGAAGUGAUGGCUGUAAAGUCCCUAUGAAGGUGGAAGCAUUGCAAGGUCUAGGAGUCAUGAAAGUUGAGUGUGGGUCUCAGUUCUCUGUGGCACUGACCAGAUCUGGAGCUGUAUACACUUGGGGUAAGGGUGAUUAUCACAGACUUGGGCAUGGAACAGAUGAUCAUGUGCGAAGGCCAAGAAGAGUUACUGCCCUCCAAGGCAAGAAAGUAGUUGAUGUUGCCUGUGGUUCCCUGCACUGUGUGGUGUGCACAGAGACAGGUGAUGUCUUCACAUGGGGUGACAAUGAUGAGGGUCAGCUUGGGGAUGGAACAACCAAUGCUAUCCAGAGACCUAGACUUGUGGCUGCUUUACAAGGUAAAAAGAUCAACAGAGUGGCCUGUGGGUCUGCACACAGUCUGGCCUGGUCAACACACAAACCAGUUAGUGCUGGCCGACUUCCCACAGCUAUCCCAAUGGAGUAUAACCACCUGCAGAAUAUUGAAAUGUUUGUUUUGAGAAAUCGUUUGGUUUUACUUCAUCAUUUCUCUGAACUGUUCUGCCCUUGUAUCCCUAUGGUACACCUACAGGAGAGUAACCAAUCCACUGGGAAAGAAGAUUUCUCCACAGGACUAGAUGCUCUUAGGGGAAUUCUAGUCUCUUCAGCAAAAGAAGCAGCAUUCCGAAAAGUUGUCCAGGCUACAAUGGUGAGAGAUAAACAGCAUGGACCUGUUAUAGAGUUAAACAGAAUACAGGUGAAACGGUCCAGGGUGAAAGGUGGUCUUGCAGGACCUGAUGGGCUCAAGUCAGUCUUUGGUCAGAUGUCCCAGCGUAUGUCACUACUGACAAAUGAAAGUUUAAUGUUACCACACAGAGUUUGGAAAGUCAAAUUUGUGGGUGAAGGUGUUGAUGAUUGUGGAGGGGGCUACAGUGAAUCUAUUGUUGAGAUGUGUGAGGAACUACAGAAUGGUUCUGUCCCACUCCUGAUAGUAACACCUAAUGGUAGGGAUGAGUCUGGUGCCAACAGAGAUUGCUAUUUGCUGAAUCCAUCGCUCCACCAACCAGUCUAUCAGAAAAUGUUCAAAUUUUUAGGAAUCCUCAUUGGUAUAGCCAUAAGAAGUGGCAGCCCACUGAGUCUAAAUAUUGCUGAAGCAACUUGGAAACAGCUGGCUGGAAUGUCUCUAAGUAUUUCUGAUCUUUCAGAGAUUGAUAAAGACUUCAUACCUGGCCUGAUGUGUAUAAAAGAAAUGGAGGAUGAUGCUCUGCGUAGUGCAGAGAUGCCUUUCAGUAUUCCCAGUGCCACUGGUCAGGAGGUUCACCUGAGCCACAAGUACUCUAGGAUCACACCUGAGAACAGGGCUGAAUAUGUUAAGCUGGCCAUGGAACACAGACUGCAUGAGUUUGAUGAGCAGGUGAGGUUGGUGAGAGAAGGUAUGGCCCAAGUCAUCCCUGUGCCUUUACUCUCACUGUUUACUGGCUAUGAACUGGAGACUAUGGCUUGUGGUAGUCAGGACAUUCCACUCAGUCUUCUGAAGUCUGUGGCCACCUACAAAGGAAUCGAACCCAAUGCUCCUCUCAUACAGUGGUUCUGGGAAGUGAUGGAUGAGUUCACCAAUGCAGAGCGUUCCCUAUUUCUUCGUUUUGUCUGGGGCCGCACUCGGCUGCCUAGAACCAUUGCUGACUUUAGAGGCAGAGAUUUUGUUCUUCAGGUAUUGGAUAAAUACAACCCCCCUGACAACUUUCUACCUGAGAGCUACACCUGUUUCUUCCUGCUGAAAAUGCCUAGGUACUCCUGCCAGGCUGUGCUCAGAGAGAAGCUCAAGUAUGCCGUCCACUUCUGCAAGUCCAUUGACACUGAUGAUUAUGCCAGGGUAGCCCUGACUGGGGAUGCUCUGGACGAGGACACCCCAGAGGCCAGUGAAGUCCAUCAGAUGGACAGCAUGGAAAGUGAAGGGGAAAUAAUCGAUUCUGAUGCCAGCUGAAGAAACCUUUAGCCUGCUUGCAAUACAUUUAUAUUAACGAAACAAAACAUUGAGUAAAUGUUUUUUUAAUCCCCCUCUUCAAGUUCAUUUUGUCAAGGUUUUUGUGUACUAGUAAAAAGACUGAUUUAUUAUUGACCUCUAAUUCUUAGCAAGACAACAAAACAGCUGAUGGAUUUUGAAUAAAUAUUUAAUGAGCACCACAUUUACUGAAACUUGACAGUUAUGUUUUUGUCAUUUACUACUGAUGUCAGUAACACCUAAUUAUUAUAAUCUUCCUAGGGCAUUGACAUCAUCUAAUAAGUAACACUUCAUAUCUUUCUCAUAUGUCUGUGUCAUAUUUUAUAUGAUCAUAGACACAAUCCAAGCCACAUUUUUACUUAAAGUAAAUUUUGUGACAAUAUUUUGUUUUUAAUUCUUUUCCUCUCAACAAGCCAUUAGUUAUGUUUAUGAUUGGACUGUUUCCUAACACUGCAGUUGUGUGUGUAUAUAUCUGUGCCAAAUGUAAAUUAUUUCUUUAUUUCAUAGUUUGAAUGAGUUGCUGCUGUUUGUUGUUAGUAGAACACCUGGUGAAAAUCUAUAUAGAAAGCAACUAUUGGAUGUUUGGUUUGGACAUUACAUCAGUGUUGGAUAUUACACUAAUCAUACUUAAACUUCAUAGUGUUGUUUUAUUAUGUAUAUAAAAUGACUUAAUGAUCUCUUUCCUUUGUAUUGACUUCGUUUUUGUUUACAAGUGUUUUUACAUUUGUUAUCACCCGUAAUGAAAUCUCAGUUGCAUUCAUUGUUGUUUUGUUUUUUUUAUAUAAAAAAGCAGACAAAAAUAUAUUUCAUUUAUGACAAUUUAAAUAAAUGCCUUUUGAAAUUGAAAAAAAAAUUAAGUUUUAAUUACAUAAUUUCAUUUUUGUCAUGUGUAUAUUUUGAAGGAGGAUUUUGUCACAAAAAAUGUCCAUGUCAUGACAGACUUAAAUAUUGUUGUAUGGAUGACAGUAUUUGACAGUGUACAAAUCACAUGUUUGGAAGUAUUUCAUCUGUGAUGACCUCCCCCUCUCUUUACUAGAUUACUUCUCCCCUUUCUCCCUCUCCAGCUGACAGCAGGACUUAAUUGUUUUGUGUUGUUUUUUUUUAGGUGUAGAUUGACUUGAGUCACACUUGACUUGUUAGAGCAUUUUUAUCUGAAGACAAUUUUGUGACAUGUCUAAUAAUUUAUAUUAGUUGUAUGAGGUCAUACUCAUAGUGUUUUUAAGUUUGAGGAGUUGAAAGAGUGAGUAUGUUUUGUGUAACCUCUAUUGAGACAUAUUAUUCUUGUAGAGGAUAACAUUUGAAAUAUCUCUCUUGCCAAAUCUUCUGUCAGAAAAUGUUUAUCUUAUGAAAUUUGUCAAAAGGCUGUUUUUUUUUAAUUAGGAGAAUGUUAUGACAACAAUGUUUGUCAAACUAAAUAGCUCCAAUUAUAUAUAUCUUUCUUGCAAUACUGUCUUGAUUUCUUUACACCAGCAUAAGGGGUGAGUUAUUAAAUCUCACUUUGUUCAUUGUGGCUCAACAUGUGACUAUUUCUGGAUAGCAAUAUAAGAGCUCAAUAUCUGAUAGGAACUUGUAACUAAAUUGUAUGUUGUCAUUUAGGUAUAUAGAUGAGUGGGGUAGGGCAAAUGUAACAAAUUAUCAAACAUAACUGUCUCCCAUUGAUUUUAAUUUUUAAGUUCCUAUUAUUGAUGUUUUUUUUUUAUGUUUUGUAUUUUUCAAUGACUUAUUACUUUUAUUUACUGUUUAGUGACUUGAAAAGAACAUUUAAAAUUUGAUCACUUUUUUUUCCUUUAAACACAUUGUGAACAUAGUGCUUGGUGCACUUGUGCACAUUUCAAAUCUGAUUAUUGUUUGCCGUAGUUCAUCUGUGUUUGGACUGCUCAAUGGUGUUUAGUUUGUGCUGUAUGCUGAAUUCUAUUUAGGCUUUGAUUUGAUGCUUAGCAGCGGUGUUGAUUGAUGACCUUGGCUGUAUUUUGACCUACGAAGACUAACUAGUCUAUGACCAAGUAAAAAGUGCUUUUAGUUAAAGAUGGGUGACUUGCACACAUUUAUUGUAUACUGUAACAUGUACAAUAAUUGUGAAUUCUUAGAUUGCCAAUGUGAAAUAAAUUGAUCUUGAAACAAU
Biomphalaria glabrata is the source of this 17284-nucleotide messenger RNA. Its product is annotated as E3 ubiquitin-protein ligase HERC2-like. NCBI's taxonomy places the organism in Eukaryota, Metazoa, Mollusca, Gastropoda, Planorbidae. The record is from RefSeq and is a predicted model, not a curated record. Gene Ontology annotation, molecular function: zinc ion binding; ubiquitin-protein transferase activity. The transcript has 85 exons. Gene Ontology annotation, biological process: protein ubiquitination. The coding region runs from base 133 to 15144 and encodes 5003 amino acids.